Messenger RNA from Debaryomyces tyrocola, 195 nucleotides. NCBI's taxonomy places the organism in Eukaryota, Fungi, Ascomycota, Pichiomycetes, Serinales, Debaryomycetaceae. The record is from the annotation of a GenBank genome assembly.
AUGCUAUUACCUUCGAUGAACCAGAUUGCAUUGAGGUGGACCCACCACUAUUUGCUAGGGUCCAGCAGUGAAGCAAGUAAACAGGAUGACCUUGAGUCUCUUGAUAAUACAUUUGGGAUGAAUAGGUCUACUAGUAAGAAAGAAGAAGCUGAGCAAGUCAAUCCAGAUAUAAUGAAAAAGCCAAGUUGCAGUUAA